AAAGCACCGUAACGAAAAUUUACACGGAUAUGCUAGCUCCAAAAUAUCCGGAGUUUACCAGAACCCAAAUUCGCAGUGCCCUGAUGCUGGCGGACAACAAUUUGGAUGAAACACGAAUACUUCUGGACUUGAAAAUGAGAUUCGAUUUUAUUAAGGAUAACACCGUUUUGCAGUUAAAUACGACGGUGUCAGAAAAACCACAAGAAGCUUGUAAUUAUACUAAACGAAAUCUAACUGCUUCCAUACCGGAUUUGUCUCACACAUGUGAAUCAGACCGACCGUCUUCGUCGACACAAAGUUAUGUUGCACCUUUGGGCACAUUUCCUCAUCUGGAGGGCGUACGCGCAACUGUCAGCCUUCCCGACUCACCGCACCCCCAGCACCAAUCGCGUUCUGCAACUGUAUACGAUUUUGACGACUUAGACAUUCAGGCUAUUCCACAUUGGAGAUCUGUGAGAAGUAGUGCAAGACUUGGCAAGUACAGAAGUCUAAGGCCUAGGGUCAAAAACAAGGUUGGAGUUUUAAUUUUAAAAGAGACGUCAGGAUACAAAUCCUCUUUACUUUAACUUUGUAACCGAU
Molecule: messenger RNA, 579 nt
Organism: Cylas formicarius (sweet potato weevil)
Lineage: Eukaryota; Metazoa; Arthropoda; Insecta; Coleoptera; Brentidae
Exons: 3
Coding region: 30-566 (178 amino acids)
Source: RefSeq, a predicted model, not a curated record